Molecule: messenger RNA, 2130 nt
Organism: Scylla paramamosain (green mud crab)
Lineage: Eukaryota; Metazoa; Arthropoda; Malacostraca; Decapoda; Portunidae
Product: cell adhesion molecule 4-like
Exons: 8
Coding region: 391-1344 (317 amino acids)
Biological process (GO): synapse organization
Cellular component (GO): neuron projection membrane
Source: RefSeq, a predicted model, not a curated record
GCUGGCAGUCUGGCAGACUGGCACAAUCACGUUAGUUGGCGCUUCGCUUCUGGUUGGAGAGGAGCGAGAGGAGUCCCGCGCGGCGCCUGGCCCAAAGGGACUGGCGGGGAAGUCAGAGGCCUUCUCUUACCUCUGGUGGUGGAAUAUAACAAUACGUACUACAUGACACUGUUACUUCAGGUGCUAUGUAUAUAUGAGUGAGGCUGUGUCACUGAAUGCCUCGGUUCUUCGUGUAAUAGUUACGCGGAACACUACUACUUCACUUUGAGACUCUGCGACAUAAACUUCGCGACUUUCUGCGAAGGAGGUGUCUGUCGGUCAGAUCCUGGUGGAGUGACGCUGAAUUGCCUUGGGUUCCUUUGUUCCUUGGGCCUCGGGUCGCGUGGCGCCAUGGCGGGUCGCGUCGGCUGCCGCUCCUCCUUGUUGCUGCUGCUGCUGCUGCUCCACGUGACAGUGAACGUGAGGCAAGCGGGCGGGGAGCAGCAGCCUCACUUCCUUCACCAGCAGCGCGCCCUCAAUAUGUCAGUCCAGCGAGGCUCCACCGCGUACCUGCACUGCCGCGUGGCCGACCUGCAGGACCAGUCGGUGUCUUGGUACCGGAAGAGAGGCGACGAAAUACAACUGAUCACGUUCGACUUCCAGACCUAUCACAAUGACGACAGGUUCGCCCUCAGUUACGAGCAGCCCCACAACUGGCGCCUCAGGAUCCGGUACGUUCAGGAGCGUGACGAGGGCAGCUACAGGUGUCAAGUGGGCACUCACCCGCCCCUCGCCCUCACCGUCCGCCUUCAGGUUGUGGAGGCGGCCGUUCACAUCCUGGACGAGCGCGGCGUGAUGUUACGGGAGAAAUUUUACCGUGUGGGGUCCACCAUUGAGCUGCAAUGCCGCGUGGCUGACGUGCCCACGGCCACCACCCUGCAGCUGGCCUGGUACCGCAACCGCCACCGCCUCAACUACGACGACGUGAGGGGCGGGGUGAGACCCAUGAGUUUCCUGCGUGUGGUGGCUCAGGCAUUCCUUUGGCAGCGUGAAGACAGAACUGCGAGGGUCCUUGGCUCGCUCGUGGCUCCGGGUGGGCAACGCGAUCCGCCAAGACUCGGGCUCCUACUCCUGCAACGUGACUGGUCUGGCCGCAGCCUCUGUCACUGUCCACGUGGUGCCAGACGAGUAUCCUGCUGCCAUCCAGCGCGGAGUGAGGUCGGCGGAUCAGUGGCGAGGUGUGCCCCUGCUGCUGGCUUCCCUGGCCUUUACCCUCAUUCACACUCUGCCUCACGCCCUCUCCUGCUGCAUUCUCGCCCACAGAUAACACUGACACGCACCACUGAUGAUUCUGGUUAUGACUGACAACACAAGUCCUUGCUGCGCACUUAUACUUGAUUUAGUACAAUGGUAGAAUGCCUGUUAGCGGCCUAGAUAGCUCGUCCUCUUGUUUGUUAGUGAAAUAAAGCUGAUGUCACGAAGUGGAGGUGUGUUGUGUGUUUGUUUCCUGAUGUAUCGGGAAUGUCGUCCAGUUAGCUCUCAACUUUCACUCUAUUGAGUUUUUUUUUUUUCCGAGACUUUCUCUGUCUGAAAUUAUGUCUGCAGCUGCCAGUGCAUGAUGCUAGAUAAGGUAUUAUCAAACAAUCGGUCAUCUAAAUAGCCAUAAAGAUGAAUGCCAUCACUAUGUAUUGGUGCACCUACAUAAUACAUAAUUCAUUGAUUGUUUUGGGUGAGCAGUGAUAGGGAGAUGCCAGCCGGGAGGUGGAGCUGGGGAUCACCUGACUGCUUAGUAUUCCUGACAGAUGGCCACUCGUCUGAUACGGGUGGCGCCUAACACCCACAGCAGCCAGCCUCCCUCAGCCGCCUUGAUAACGACCAGAGCCGUGGCCUGAGGCCCUGCGCUGCGUCAGGAGACUUUCUCUCGGCGUCACGGAAUGUGGCAGUAAUAUUGUUGAUGAGAACACGUUGAAAUGGUAGCACAAUCACAGGUUGUUUUCAGUACCCUCGGCUUCCUUUAACACUGAACAAAUUCACUUUAUAUUCAAAAGGCCUUAUUAGUACUUAUAUUAUAAGACGUGGCAUUAUUUAUAUUUAUGUCUCUGUACAAUUCAACAUCGUAUAGAUAAAUUGUUGUUUUGAUCGGAAUAAAAA